Messenger RNA from Neoarius graeffei (lesser salmon catfish), 4804 nucleotides. It is a transcript of the gene fhip1ab, whose product is annotated as FHF complex subunit HOOK-interacting protein 1A. The transcript has 12 exons. NCBI's taxonomy places the organism in Eukaryota, Metazoa, Chordata, Actinopteri, Siluriformes, Ariidae. The record is from RefSeq and is a predicted model, not a curated record. The coding region runs from base 1181 to 4156 and encodes 991 amino acids.
GCGCAUAGCUCCCAAAUGCCAUUGAAGUCCACUGAGGCUGGGCUGCAUCGCGUUGUCACGAGGGGGAAAAACUCACGCACACAUAUUAGGCGAACUGGGGAAAGUUAUAAGGGAAUGAUUUCGCACUGUAGUUGGGUUGAGCACAUAUAUUUCUAUGAUUCUGGAUCUGAAAUAGCAAUGUUAUAAGGUCGGCUAUAACAUAAGCCUAGCGCAAUUCAUCCUACACGAUGUUCAUCAUUUUUAGAGGAGGCUAAGCCUCCCUCGUUGUCUUAGAGCAAUCGCCCGUGGUCUACAGUAUGUGUCAGCCCUGUGAUGACCUGGCGACUUGUCCAGGGUGUACCCCGCCUUUCGCCCGUAGUCAGCUGGGAUAGGCUCCAGUUUACCUGCGACCCUGUAGAACAGGAUAAAGCGGCUAGAGAUGAUGAGAUGAGAUGAGAUUGAGACUAGAACACAAUUAUAAUAUCAGCCAACAUUCCUAUGCAGCUUUUUGAAAUGCCUUUCAGGUCUUAAAAUACAUUUUAAUAAACCCAUUUAGCAUUUCAAUGCCCUGUGUAAAUGAUCUGUGAGCUUAAAAGCACUGCUUCAUAAAAGAAGCCACAAUGUGCUGAUUAAUGUGCUUAAUCCUGUAUUAACAUCUGCUGCUUGACCCUGUAAAAAAAUAAUACCACAUCUGGGCAAAUCUGUCUUUCUCCUUCUCUUCUUUUUAAAAAUUGUAUCUGCUUAUGCACUUGUUCCAUGUGUGUGGGUGGGUGCGGGUAUGAGGUCUCAUCCCUAAAUUUACCCCGAGAGAUUUAAUAAAAAGAAAUGAAUCAUCAUUUCAACAUCUGGAACCACAAUUUUGUCCCUGAGACGAUCUAGAUAUGAGAGUCAUAUUUACAGUUAGUUCCCUUUAUUUACAGUCAGGACUCCUGAGCUCCUCGUCCUUCCCAUGCAGAUGUUUCCCAAAAGCAGUUUCAUUUCUUACAGCUUAACGAAUAAUGUUUCUGCUUGUUCCCUUGUAUUUAAACCUCACUCUCUUCUUGUCUGUCUCAACCCAGAACUCGAAUCGCGGUCAGGCUCGGCUGUGCUGAGCAGAAGCAUGCUUCCUCUGUUUCUGGUCUUGCUAUUGUCAUUUGGCCGUCAUGGAAAAGAUCCAGAUGUCAAAUGCAUUAUGGUUUAGCUCCUCCUACUCACCGGAAAGAUGAUGGCAUCUGUGGUCUCCAGUGGUACCAGGGGGCAGACCCUAACUCUUAGGGGUGUCGAUCCUGAAACAUGCAUGAUUGUCUUCAAAAACCACUGGGCACAGGUUUUGCGGAUCCUGGAAAAGCAUGAGCCAACCCGCAGCGGUGGCCAUCUCUGUUCGGGUCCGAUCUCCGGCGACGAAUCGAGUGCUGUGCAAAACUACGUGGAGCACAUGCUGUUCCUCCUGACAGAAGAGGAGUGCGGUGUUGGCGGAGCCAUGGGCCCCAUUCUGGAGUUUGUGUUGAUGGAGAAUGUAAUGGAGCGCCUGUUUGUGUGGAGCCUGCGUCGUGACUUUACAGAAGCGGCAAAGAUGGAGCAGCUGUGUAUGUACGAGAUGCUUGUGGCACGGGCACGGCAGCCCCUCCUGCACCACAAGCCCAUCCUGGGUCCAUUCGCCAUGCUGCUUUCCUCCUGUAGCUCCAGCUCAGCACCAGUGGAAGCCGAGUUGGUGCGACUGCUGCACCGGCUGUGUUGCAUGCUGGUACGUGAUGACUCCACCCUCCAGGUCUUCCUCUUCCACAGUGGGCAGGAUCAGGGUGCUGCCAACUUCCUGCUCUUUUCAUUGCUGUUGCCUUUUGUGCACCGUGACGGACCGGUGGGUGCGCAGGCCCGUGAUGCUCUUGCCCUCAUUGUGGCGUUGUCAGCGCAAGAUAUCACUGUGGCCAAUCACAUCACCCAGAACACCUACUUCUGCCCGGUCUUGGCCACAGGGUUGAGUGGUCUGUAUUCCUGGCUUCCGGCGAAGCUGGAGAUCUACAGUGAAGAAUGGCAUUGUGUGGAGGAAGCGGAUUGGAUGCAGGUGCCAGCACUCAUACAGUUCCUCAACUCUCUACACUUCUGCAGCACAGUGUGUAAGGUAGCCCAUCACACUGUCAGAGCUCAGCUGCUUGGGUACAUCUAUAACGGUUUCCUUGUGCCAGUCAUGGCGCCUGCAUUACACAAGUCGACGUUGGAGGAAGUGAUGACAACAACAGCUUAUCUGGAGCUCUUUUUAAGGCAUAUUUCUGACCCCGCCCUCCUUCAGACCUUCCUUAUUUUCAUCCUCAAGCAUCGUCAUGACAAUGUCAACAUUCUUGAUACGCUCGUCAGCAGAAUCAACACUCCUUUUCAGUUGGGGACGGUAUCUCUGGCUCUGUUUCGCACUCUGAUUGGUCUGUACUGUGAGGACGUCAUGCUGCAGCUCAUUCUCAGGUAUCUGAUUCCAUGCUCUCACCUGCAGUGUAAGGGGCAACGUAGACUCCGAGAGCGAGACUGCUACUCUUCCAGUGCUACUGCUUUUAUCUCUCUCACUCCUUCGUUCCUCAUGGCGAGACCCUGCACUUCCCCAACACUCCCCCCUAAACCAGACUACAUUCUCUGGUCAAAGGUCACUGAAGGGCUGCUAAUGGGGAACAUGGGGUUUGAAGAUCUUUUCGUUGGUGGGGAUGGUUUGGGAAAUUCUCACUGGAUGAACUCUGAACCACUGAUACACAAAAACUACCUCCAAUACUUGAGUGAUGCACGCAGCAUCAUCAGCACCAGCGUGCAGGCGUGUCAGGUAUGGUCUGCCCCUUAUGACGGACUCAAUCCCUCAUCCGGGGACUACCAAGGAGAAGAGGAGCUCAAGGAGCAGGACGAUGGAGAGAGGGAUGAGGACGAGUGUCCACCUCUCACCACUCCUCCGCUCCAACCCCCACCCCCACACAAGUCUAGUUUGAGUCGGACACCAGAGCUGGAAUGGGACGACAGUUAUGAUGCCGCUCCAGAUGUAGAGGAAAACCAGGAUUUCCAUUUUGUAGAGCAUCCUCAAGCUCCGCAACACAUUCAGGAGAUGCGGAAAAGUGCCAUCAUGCUGAUUCACGGGUCUUACAUCGAAGACUCAGAGUUCCAGGAUGAUGUAUUGGUUUAUAAUCUCAUUGCACAGAAGGAUGCACAAGAUGACCGGAUUGCGUCUUUAAAAAACACUUCCAGGAGUCAAAAUGGCAAGACAAUGGAAACUGAAACAAACAACACACACCUUUACACCAACAGCUGUACAGAGAUUGACAUGAACAAUAAGGUGCAAAAGCAGGAAUCAGAAGAAGCUUCUUUUUUAUUGAAUGGACAUACUGAUGAGAAGAAAGCAGACCAAUCGAAUGAUAAAUCUGCUCACGUUCACCAGAACCAGAGCACGGUUUUAGAAGAGGGACAUCAAGAUACGUCCAACACCUCAUUUUUGGAAAAUACUGGAGACGACUUUAUUUCCCAGUGCCUCCAGCUCAUUGACUGGGAUAAAGAGAGCAUGCUGGGAGAUAACGUUUAUUUCCAGAGGCUGACUGUGCUAUUGCAUGGCGAAGAGAUGGAAACUGACUUUACUUCGAUUUGCACUGAUGAUGAAGAUGAUGAGAGGAAUGAAGGAGCCGAGCAGGGAGAUGGUGAUGGAAGGAAACAUGUCAUGUUUACAGGCCCUUUCAUCAGCGUGCUGCUCUCUCGCCUGGAGAACAUGCUGGAGAAUUCUGUGGAAGUGAACCUUCUGGUGACGGGAAUCCUGGCUCAGCUGGCAGCAUAUCCCCAGCCCCUGCUGCGCUGCUUCCUGCUUAACACCCAAGCUGUGUUCCAACCCAGCGUCUGCUCUCUCUACCAGGUACUGGUUUCUGUGGGUUGCCAGAUUGAGCAGAUUGCAUCCUCCAGGCCAGAGUUUGCUCAGAUGGUACGAGAUGUCGCUCAGUAUCUGCUGCUCAGAGACGAAGCCUUAAAGGAUAGAGAGCGAGAUUUCCUGCAGGAACAUGGACUCGGCUGGUUUCCCAACGGACACGUCUCUGGGCGGCUGCUGAAAUCUCUCCCUCCAUGUCCCAAGAUUCCUCCUCAGUCCAGGAACAGAGUGUUUGCCACAUUCCUUUAUGCUGAGUUCCUGAAGGAGCUGGCAGCCAUCGCGCAGGAACACUCCAUACGCCCGGACUUACUCAUGCAUGAGUAGAAAAAACAAAUUAUGAAAACUUCCUCAGUGCAAUUUGUGUCCAAAAUUAACCAAGCGUACGUGUGAUUAAAUGCUUAUUUCCGGUUUUCUAAAUAAUGUGGGUUUUUGUCUGAUACUUAAAUUGUAGCUCUUUGUCAAGAGUGAUCUAGAGAAGGCUGCAAAUUAAAGUUGCAGUCUGUAAUUUUUUAAAGUGUGUGUAUAUACAGAUACUAAUUUCACAGAUAUGGAAAAUGUGGAAAAAAAAAAUCACAUUUUUUUUUCCUCAGCCCAGACAGUUAGCUCUGCCCUAAGAUGAAAGACAGAUACUCAGCUUGGCCUCUUAUUCCUAAAAGACCACCUUAAACAUAUAGUUCAGGGAAAGGGAAAGGUUUGUUAGUGUUAUCAUUACAAUUGUUAUUCACCUGAGACAGCUCAAAAAUACAAACCGCACCUUUAAUGGCUUUAUUACUGUGCGUUGUUAGUAUAAAUUAUACUAGCUUGUAUGAGGUUGGGGGGGCAGGAGGUGGGGUUGAUGAUGCUCUAGUUGUUUGCUUUGGUUUGUGUCUUGUGUGUAUUUACAAAUGCACUUACACUAGUUAUGUAUGGAAUAUGUAUUUCAUUUGCACUUUGGUUUUAUGAUGUUCUGCAUAUUUUGGACAAUAAACCAGA